AAUAUUCAUUUAUUUCCUCCCUUUUUGUUUUGCCCAAUUUCCAAAGGCACUUUCUCUCUCUCCUCUUUCUUCUCUUCUUCUUCUUCUUCUUCACAAUUUUCAUUUUCAUGGCGGAAAUGUGAAAUCGAACAGCUUGAGCUUCGCUAAGCUGACUGUACUCUACUGUGUUUUCCUCUUUUCUUCUUCUUUUUCUCUCACUACAGCUGAGGGAGCUAGGGUUUGGUAUUGUGUUGGUUUCACUUUCAAUAUGCCUUUGACGAGGUACCGUGUGAGGAGCGAGUAUGGAUUGGCGGAUCCUGAACUGUAUAAAGCUGCCGAUAAAGAUGAUCCAGAAGCUCUGCUUGAAGGUGUUGCCAUGGCUGGCCUCGUCGGCGUCUUGCGCCAGCUCGGAGACCUAGCGGAGUUUGCUGCUGAAAUAUUCCAUGAUUUGCAUGAAGAAGUAAUGGCGACCUCUGCAAGAGGUCAUGGUCUAAUGGUUCGUGUUCAACAAUUGGAAGCAGAAUUUCCUCCAGUUGAGAAGGCACUUUUGUCCCAAACUAGUCAUUCGUCGUUUUUCUGCAAUUCAGGUGUUGAUUGGCAUCCUAAUUUGCGGUCUGAACAAAAUCUUGUUGCCCGUGGAGAUUUACCUCGCUUUGUAAUGGACUCUUAUGAAGAGUCUCGGGGUCCACCACGGUUAUUUCUUCUGGACAAGUUUGAUGUUGCUGGAGCAGGAGCAUGUUUGAAGCGUUAUACUGAUCCAUCAUGCUUCAAAGUGGAUGCAGCAGCAUCUGAGAUGACAACAGGAGAGGCUUAUCGAGAAAAGAAAAGCCGUAAAGUGAAGCAGAGGAAAGGAAUGCGCUGGAGGAAUGGGGAAACAACCCCGGAAGUUGCACCUUCAUCACAUGCAAAACUGCAUCAGUUGUUCCUGGAGGAGCGUAUUGAGAACGGUCAUAGUGACCCUGCACGUCUGGUUAAAUUGAAGAGGAAACAGAUAAAUGGAUCUGCAGUUGAUUCUAAAACAGGGAAAAGUUACAUGGAGAAGUUUGUAGAGAUUCCACCUGAGCGUGAACUGGCUUGUGAAACUUCUUUUACUCCAGCACUCUUAACAUCAGACUAUACUAGUGAACCAGGGAUUAGAAUACUUGAAAUUAGUACAGUAAGUCCUGCAGAAAGGUCACCUAGGAAUAGAAAUGACUGUUCAUUGCCUAAUGUCCAUGAGGUUGCAUUAAGACAACCAAUAAACGGUUAUGACAAGGAGGUGAUUGGUAGAGAAAUUAUCAAGGUGCCUGAUACAACUUUUAAUGAUGAGACUGCUAAAAGAUCUUCCUCUCUUCGUGUAAUGCAAUAUGAGAAGGCAAGUGUCCGAGACAGCAAAAGUAAGGGGGGUGUCAAUGGAUAUGACUCUGAUGAUAUGACUAGUGAGAUAGACAAUUACGUGGAUGCCCUUGCUAGCAUGGAGUCAGAAUUGGAAACCGACAAUGAUUAUAGGCAUAAUACUAAUACUCGCUUUUUGAGUGCUGCAACACAUACGGCUAAUUCUGAUGCAAAUGAAGAACAACUUGAGUGUGUAGCUCAGCUCUCAGAUACUCAGUCAGUUGGAAACUUUUCUACAUCAGAUGAUGGGAAUAAUUCUUUCAAGAAAAACAGAUCGAGUUUCUCUUACUCUGACACUCCAAGCAGUGUUGUUGAGAAUACACCCUCAGAUUUUGAUGGAGAUGCUAAAGUGUCUCCUUCUGAAAUUUGUGGUACUGAAAUUGUAGAUAAAUCAACCAAUGAGAGCUCUGUAAUUGCAGAGCCUACAGGAUCCAAGGAUGAUGAGUUUGUGUCCCAUGAUAUAUGCAUCAAGAAAGAAAGCAUUCCGGAUCACGAAAAUGCAUCUUAUCCUAGUCCACUGCAGUCAGACCCUGGAGCUAGUUCAUUGAGUACAGACUUGUCGGAUGGAGCUCAAAUAGUUGAAACGUCCCCUGAAUGUAUCAACCGCAAUUCUAAAGUACCAGACACUGUUGAAAAUGGGACAAUUAUGGUUGAGUCAUCAUCAGUUGAUACCCAAGUUUCCUCCCAAGAAAAUAAUGGUAUGACAAAGACUUCUGAAAGAUAUACCGUCAAUGAAUUGGAAGAUGAUUCAAAUGUCAUUUCUGAUGAUGCGUUGCAUUUGUCAAACAUUUCAGAGCUAGAUUCUGGAAAGGAAAGCGGAGAGACUUCAGUAAAUGAUGUAUUUGAAGCACCGAAUGAAGUUGAAGAUUCAAAUAAGUGUUUGGUUAGUGGUGAAGUUGAGUCUCCAAGUAAUUCAAUUACAGAAAAGCAGCUCUACUUAGAAACUGAUUCUGCUACAUCUGUAUUGCCUAACAAUUUUACUUUGUCUAGUGAUCAUUCUGAUGUGUUAGAAGCUGAAAAUGUGGUUUUGAAAAAAGGUGAUGUUGUUACAGCAAAUGGAACCAACUUGGAGGAUUCACCUCCCAAUAUGGAUACUGGAAAGAGCCAUAUCGAAGAGAUACCUUCCACUGUGAAUUCUCCUCAGACCCUUGGCUCAAAGGAGUUGCAGUUCUCAACUUCAAGUGACAAUUUAUCUUCUUGUGAGCACGUUUCUGCUGAGUCAGAAGUUCCAUAUUCCAAGGAAAUGCCAGAUGCUGACGAGAUUUCUGGAACAGAGGCCUCUGGAGAUGCAGUUGGAACCGAUGUUGUUUCUCGGGAUCAUCCAUCUGGAUAUCUAAGUGAUGAUUUUGUAAACUCGAGUACUGUGGCACAUGAAACAGUUGAAGUAGAAAAGGAAGCAGUUGAUUCUGCUGACUCUGCCAACAUUGUUGAUAACAAUUGCGAUGGUAUUUGUUUACCUCCUUGUACAGAAUGUUCUUCAGCAACAAGUCCAACUGAUCUGCAACAAGAAGAUAGGGUAUUUGAAGUGGGAGUUUCUCCAGAGUAUGCCACAGAAUCAGAAGAAGCACGGGAAGAAUUACAUCCUAUGGAUGCUGCUUCUGAUAUCCCUGUAGCGUCACAAUCUUAUAAUCUAAAUGAUCCGGAAUCAGAUUUGAGUCCUUGUGAUAGUCAUCAUCAAGAUAAUGGAGAGGAUAUUGUAUCUUUACCUACCUGCCCCCUUCCAGAGGCAAAAAUUUCUUCAGAAAAGUCAGCAAAGUUGCAAGCUGACCAGGCUGGUAUGGACGAUUUGCUACGGUAUGAAGCAGGUAUUCAUCCAGAGACUCUUUAUGAAAAGUUCCUGAAGUUGCAAGCUGAUCAAGAUAGUGAAGAAUGUGUGGAAACAGAGGAAGCCGAUCCUCAUCCAGAAAUUCCUUCAGAAAAUUCGCAAAUAUGCAGCGAUGGGGAAUGGUUGCAAGUAGACAGAGAAAGUAUAAAGACUUCAAGUCUUUCUUCAGAACAGAUCAAAUCUCCAAAACACGUAAAUAAAGAAACUUCGGUUGAUGCUUCUGUAGAGUCAAGUCUAGAAGACCCUCCAAGGCAAUCUUCAACCGCAGAAUUCUCGUCAAAAUCAACAAGCCCUGAAGUUGAUGUCAUAAAGCAAGCAUCAAGUUCAUCUGAGUUUGCUCCAAGUGUCGUCUUGCUCCCAGAAGCAACUCAAGUUGAUCUGGAGGAGAUGCCACCAUUGCCUCCCCUACCUCCUAUGCAGUGGAGGAUGGGGAAACUUGGCCAGGGCUUAUUUCCAUCAAUGCAUCCGUUUGGAGGCAAUGACAACGCUCAAGUUAGUUUUCCAGCAUUUCAGAGUGGGAUGCUGCCGCCUCAACAUCCGUUUGGUGGUAAUGAUAAUGCUCAAGUUAAUUUUCCAGCAUUUCAGAGUGGGAUGCUGCCGCCUCAACAUACGUUUGGUGGUAAUGAUAAUGCUCAAGUUAAUUUUCCAGUAUUUCAGAGUGGGAUGCAGCCACCUCAACAUCCAUUUUUGCCUCUCAACAUUGAAGAGAAUGAGAAAUCUCUGCAUGUUGCUAAACCUUUGUCGGUACAGCCUCCUACAUAUUCAAUGCAGUUACCGACUAUCGUAAAUGAUGCCAAUGGUCAAUACAAUCCUUUUGCUUUAGGGGGAACACAAUCCCUCAACCCAUUCAUAAGGCUACCAGAAGUUUCUAGCGAGAGAGAUGAGCACAGUGAUCUGUCACCGACACAACCCGCUGAAAGUACAAGCAGACAAAAUCAUGUUGACUCAACAGAUGCGAGCCAGCCUAUGGACCAAGUAGGUCCUCCUGAAACAGGUGUUGAUACCAUGGAAAAUAAGCAAUCAUUGAAGAAUUCAGAAGAGGAACAAGGAAAUUCAUUGCCACCUCCAACCAUGGUAGAUGAACAGUCUCGGCUUAGUUUACUGAUGUCAGAGGAAGAAAAAGCCUGGUUGUCGACUAGUUCUGCUAUGAUGCCAGACUCUGAGGUGGAAAGGCCAAAUGGAAAUCUAGUGAACAAGCUCCCUCGUCCUAGGAAUCCCCUUAUUGAUGAAGUUAACGCACAUGGCAAAAGCAAGUUGAGAAAGGUAGCCGAAAGAGUUCGGCCUCAAAAUGGACCAAAGACAGAUGAAAGAGAUUCAUUACUUGAACAGAUACGAGCUAAGUCCUUCAAUUUGAAGCCGGCUACAUCGACAACAAGGCCAAGCAUGCCUGGUCCCACUCCUAAGACAAACUUGAGGGUUGCUGCAAUAUUAGAGAAAGCAAAUGCGAUUCGCCAGGCAUUGGCAGGAAGUGAUGAUGAAGAUGAUGAUAAUUGGAGUGAUUCUUGAAAAGAAAAGAACUAAUCUUACAACUAAGAAAGGUAACUGGGUUAGGGGACACCAUUAUUCUCUGUUCUUUAGUGCAAUUAGGAAUUCUAUAUAUACUCUCUCUCUCUCUCUGGUCAACUCUUCUUUUCUUAUUUUAUGUUGAUGUAAUAUACACCACAACCCACCUUGUCUCUCACUUCUCCUUUCUAUAAUAUCUUGUCUCCCCAACAAUUACCCUGUUAUUUACCUACUCUGUUCUGUCCCCACCGAAAUUUGUGUGGGUAAAAAAGAAAAGAAAAAAAAUCAGAAUCUUUUAUACUACGAGAAGGCUCAGCGUGUAAGCGUCGGAGCAAUUGAAAUUAUGGCGUUGAUCUUCAACAUUUGAAGAUUAUAGUCCAGUGUAAAUUGUGUUGGAGUGUGUAAAUUUUGACAUGUAAAAUGCACUUUUGAAUGAAAUUUUUGUAAUGUUGUAUGUAACAUGUUUUCUCUGCAUUUUAUGUAUGUAUAUGUAAUGUAUGCACUCAUUUAUUGGGUCC
Molecule: messenger RNA, 5199 nt
Organism: Cannabis sativa
Lineage: Eukaryota; Viridiplantae; Streptophyta; Magnoliopsida; Rosales; Cannabaceae
Product: protein SCAR2-like
Exons: 9
Coding region: 248-4684 (1478 amino acids)
Biological process (GO): actin cytoskeleton organization; positive regulation of Arp2/3 complex-mediated actin nucleation
Cellular component (GO): cytoskeleton
Molecular function (GO): actin binding; Arp2/3 complex binding; protein kinase A regulatory subunit binding
Source: RefSeq, a predicted model, not a curated record